AUGCUUGAAGUUUCGUACCCAAUGGAAAACGGAAUCGUGCGCAAUUGGGACGACAUGUGCUACCUUUGGGAUUACACGUUCGGCCAGCAGAAGUUAGAUAUCGAUCCGAAGGAAUGUAAAUUGUUGCUGACCGAACCGCCAAUGAAUCCGAACGCUAAUCGCGAACGAAUGCUACAAGUCAUGUUCGAGCAGUACGGCUUUCACAGUGUGUAUAUUGCGAUACAGGCAGUUCUGACUUUGUAUGCCCAAGGUCUCUUAACUGGAAUAGUGGUGGAUUCAGGCGAUGGCGUGACGCAUAUUUGCCCAGUUUAUCAGGGAUACGCCUUAAACCAUCUUACGCGCCGUCUGGACAUCGCAGGAAGAGACAUAACAAGAUAUCUGAUCAAACUGCUGCUGCUACGCGGUUACGCAUUCAAUCACUCUGCCGAUUUUGAUACCGUACGUCAACUGAAAGAGAAGUUGUGUUACAUAGCGUACGACGUUGAACAAGAAAAGAGACUGGCCCUAGAGACAGUCGUUUUGGUGGAACCGUUUACGCUUUCGGAUGGUCGUGUAAUAAGAGUGGGUGCUGAGCGAUUUGAAGCCCCAGAACUGCUUUUCCAGCCGCAUCUGAUCAACGUUGAAGGAACGGGCAUAUCUGAGAUGUUAUUCAACGUCAUCCAGGCGGCGGAUAUCGAUACUCGUCUCGAAUUCUACAAACAUAUCGUUUUGAGCGGCGGUUCUACGAUGUUUCCCGGUUUGCCAAGUAGGUUAGAGCGCGAGGUGAAACAGUUGUACUUAGAGCGGGUGCUGAAGGGCAACACGGAUGCUUUCAAGAAGUUCAAAAUCCGGAUCGAGGCUCCUCCUCUUCGGCAACACAUGGUAUUCUCAGGUGGUGCGGUUUUGUCAUACUUAAUGAGAGAUCGCGAUGAUUUUUGGAUGUCACGUGAUGAGUACUUGGAGAAAGGACUUUCUGUACUAUCGAAACUAGGGAUCAAGUGA
Soboliphyme baturini is the source of this 981-nucleotide messenger RNA. The record is from the annotation of a GenBank genome assembly. Lineage: Eukaryota; Metazoa; Nematoda; Enoplea; Dioctophymatida; Soboliphymatidae.